AUGUCGUCAGCGGUGCACAAGGACAUUGCGCACGUGUACAAAGCCGCAGGACUGCACAGCUUUGAGACGGUCAAGGCAGUCUAUUUGCACCCACAGCCGUUUUCCGUCGAAAACGACCUGCUCACCCCCACGUUUAAACUCAAGCGCCACGACGCCAAGGAGGCAUUCUUGCCGACCAUGCAAGUCGUCGCCACCCUCGUCCGUGUGGCGAUAGCAACGAGGGCAACUUGCAAUACAGGUAUGGUGCUGGAUGGUGGAGACAGCAAAAAUAUGUCUCCGCCAUCCAGCACCACCCCAGCGUUGCCAUCCCCGCACUCCUCCAAGCCCAAGGCAAUAGUGUCAACCAUCAACCCUCUCGUUCGACACUGCCGCCAGGUGCUGGAUGGUGGAGACAGCAGAAAGAUGGCUCCACCAUUCAGCACCGCCCCAGAGUCGCCAUCCCCGCCAUCCCCGCACUCCUCCAAGCCCAACGCAAUAGUGUCAACUAUCGCGUUCGACACUGCCGCCAGGUGCCGCCAAUGAGAAGGUCAU
This is a messenger RNA of Aphanomyces astaci, 531 nucleotides long. RefSeq lists its product as hypothetical. The record is from RefSeq and is a predicted model, not a curated record. Gene Ontology annotation, cellular component: endoplasmic reticulum; membrane. Gene Ontology annotation, molecular function: long-chain fatty acid-CoA ligase activity. Lineage: Eukaryota; Oomycota; Saprolegniomycetes; Saprolegniales; Verrucalvaceae. The coding region runs from base 1 to 522 and encodes 173 amino acids. The transcript has 3 exons.